Scheffersomyces coipomensis is the source of this 2642-nucleotide messenger RNA. RefSeq lists its product as uncharacterized. The transcript has a single exon. Bases 116 to 2224 code for a protein of 702 amino acids. The record is from RefSeq and is a predicted model, not a curated record. NCBI's taxonomy places the organism in Eukaryota, Fungi, Ascomycota, Pichiomycetes, Serinales, Debaryomycetaceae.
UUUUGAUUUUUUUUGGUCAACGCGCAUUAACUAGGAUUUUAAGUGAGGGUCAGAUCUUGCCUAUGUUUUGAUCUGAGAGUGAUUCACAAUCAAUAUAGAAGAAGAGAUGGUAUAGAUGGCAGUGUAUGGGAAUGUAAAGGGGUUGAAUCGAAGAAAGAGAUUCAAACUGCUGUCAGAAACACUGGCUCUCUUUUCCAGUGAUGAAGAAGAACCUUUAUCAUCUGAGGCUACAAAUGGAUCAGUUGCAAUUACAGAUCAAAUACCUCCAAGUUCAGAUAAGUUAAUGGCAGCUAUUUCUAGAACUGCUAAUGAUGUUGUAUCGACUCAAUUGAAUAAGGAAGAUUUAUUGCCAUCGAUUCAAUUAGACAAAGAACUUAAAAAGCGACCUUUACAUGUGAAACGAACUAAACUCCACAAAUUCGAUAGAUCUAAUAUUGAAGAUGAAGAGGAUGAAUUAACCAAAUCACCUAAGAAAUAUACGAAAGUUAUCAAUGUGAUUCAGAGCUCACCAACCAAGAAGAGUUCAAGUCCAUUAAGUACACCACCUAGAAUUAAGAAAUCAAAUCUAAUGGCAAAAUUCAUCGCGGUUGCAAAUACACCUCCUACCAAAGUAUUAUCCAAAGUUGACAAGGUAAGAGCGUCAUCACAAGUAGUUAUCACUACUCCGAAGGAGAAAUCUGCAUGGGAUGAUUUAUUUGAUAAUCUUGGUGAUAAAAUUGAAGUACCUCCUUCUGUACAACAGAUGGAAAGUGAGUCGGAUCUUGAUGAUGAAAUUGACGAAGAGGAUGAAGAUGAUAGUCAAGAAGAAGGUGAGGUAUCUAAUAUUGAUUUCCAAUCUAUUUAUGAUUCAUUCGAUACUGCCAAUAAUGAAGAAGUCAAACCAUCACCGGGUUAUGCCAAAAUUCUAGCUGAUAAUGUUCGAGUAAAGACGUAUAGUUCGGAACGGUCCUUCUUAUAUGAAGAAUCAAAACAAACCCAACCUACCACUAAUAAACAUGAACAUCACAUAUUAAUCAGUGAUACUCAUGAUUUUGCUGUUGAUGUUGAUAAUGAAAAAUUAGUGAGUAUUAAUGAUUUACGAAGUUUAGGAAAAUUGAAUGAUGUUAAUGAUAAUUUUAAUUUUAUGAUUGAAGGGUUGGAGUUGGUAGAGGAUCCAACUGUACUGAUUGAAUCAUCAAAUUCUAUACUAAUCUCAAGUUUGAUUGAUUUAUGUAUUGAAUUGUAUGAACAUAAGACGCUAUCACAAUUCUUGACAUAUCAUAAUUUAAUCAUUCCAAAGUUGAACCGAAUUAUAACUCAAUUGAUUCAGUAUAGUGACAGCAAGGGUAAGGAUUUGAUAGUCUCAUUGAUUGGUAAAGUCAUGUUUCAAUAUAUUAAACAUGGAGAUGAUUUAGUUAAAGAUCAAUUGAUGGAGUUGAGGUUGGUCCCUAUCAUACUAAGCUUUUGCCUUAAGGGGAUGAAUAAUGAAGUCAAGGAACUACAGGUAAAUGCCUUUAAUAAGAAUCGAUUAAAGAAAUUAAAGAUAAGCCAUGAUUUGAUUAAUGAGUUUGGGGAAUUGUUAGUUAAAUUCCGAAGUUGGAAUAUCUUUUUAGUUAUGGAAGAUCAAUUAAACCAAACUAAUAUGAAAAGGUCUAUCAUAUUGGAUUAUUUUGAAAAUUAUUUUGAACGUAAUUAUGAAAUUCAAAGGUUAACCAACUUUUCAAAUCAAUUGUAUAUGCAUUAUUUUAAUAGAUUACAAGAAUUGGGCCAUGAAGAAGAGAACUUACAAAUUUUAAAAAUCUUAGUGAUCUUAACUACUAACUAUUCAUAUGAGGAGUAUGAAUAUGAAUUAAGAGAUAUAUAUCGACUUGAAUAUUUGAAAUCGUCAAUUGAAUCAAUCCCAAAGUUGAUCCAACAAAAUCAAAUCAAUUUAUCAUUAUUUUUAUGGGGUUAUUUAAUCAAUUUUAUAGAAUCAAUCACGAUUAAAGUGAUCCCGUCAGAGAUCAUACAGAACGUAGCAUGGUUGAAUCAACAACCUUCACAGCCAGAGAAAGAGGAAUCAAUCCAUUUAAUGGGAUACAAUUGCAUAUUUGUAAGUUAUUUACAAUUACAACAUCGUCAUAAAGAUGUCGGCAUUACAUCUGAUGAUUUAAUUAUUCGAUUGAAUCAUUUUAAGAAGCAUAUUUCCAAUCGAGGUAUUAUAGAAAAGAUUAAUCAUCUUUUACAAGAAUUAAAAGAUUUAUAGAUAAUAAAUAUCUUCUUCUUUCUUUUCUUCUACAUUGAUAGUAUUGAUAUAAAAAAUCAUUUAAAAAUGUAUAUUUUUUUGUUUUGGUUUUACUAAAACUAGAAUAUCAUUAAUAGUAAGAACACGACAGAAUGUGAUGUUUAGACUGUAGGGACAUGUGUAAGUAUGAUGAAAUACGGUAUGAAUAAGUACGUGUUAAGAUAAGUCAGUUAUUGACAAGUCAAUGACUUUUUUGUUAUGAAGAUGAAAAUGAACAUGAAAAAAGGGUAAGAUGAAUAUGCUAAGGAAGGAUGGAAGGAACGUAUGAACCCAACCAACGCAUCUAUUCUUCUUUAAGACCACAGAUGGCUCUACCAGUGUAAUAUAAUGGGAAAGCAGUAGUGACAGCAAAGAGAGCAUAGAAUGGGUAAACUAUUAA